This is a messenger RNA of Pleuronectes platessa (European plaice), 6070 nucleotides long. RefSeq names its product crystallin, beta A4 (gene cryba4). NCBI's taxonomy places the organism in Eukaryota, Metazoa, Chordata, Actinopteri, Pleuronectiformes, Pleuronectidae. The record is from RefSeq and is a predicted model, not a curated record. The coding region runs from base 5377 to 5967 and encodes 196 amino acids. Gene Ontology annotation, molecular function: structural constituent of eye lens. The transcript is spliced from 7 exons. Gene Ontology annotation, biological process: visual perception; lens development in camera-type eye.
AGCACCAGCUCAGUAGUUGGCCAGUGUGCUAUUUAGGUGAAGGGUCAUCGUCCACAUCAGUCACCUUCGUGUCGGUGUCAGAGUUAAGAACAUGUUCGAAACCCGUCAGAGAAACACUGACAGCAGGUGACCUGCUUGGUGAGCAGCAGCCACGACUGUCCUCACUGAACAUCAGCAAAUAACUAUUUCAGGUUAGCACCUCGUCAGCUAACUGUAUUUAGCCAUGGAGCUAACAGCUAAAUAACGUGAUUUAAAGUGUCACUCCGUUACUUGCGUCACUUGACUAAAGCUGGUUCACAUGCUCUUGACAAUCCGGUGUUUAUCUGGUGUUGAAUUCAAAUGUCCUCAGGGCAAACACUGGCUUCAUAGCAGGCUAAGCUAAUUGUAGCUCUGUGGUAUCCCAGUGCUCGUGUAAUGCUAAUAUGAGGCUAGCCGUGUACCCCGCGUCCGUGUUUCUCAUUCAAACCUUUCGUUGUUCAGCGCGUUUCUUGUACUCACCUUUCCUUGCUUUGAUAAGUGCGGCCAUGUUUCCUUCCUCUCAGUUGGAUGAACAACACUAAGCUAACCGCUGUCUCCCCAGGAGCUUACCAAACUGCUGCCUUCAGGGGCUGACGGAAUUUGUAACUGUCAACUUUGACAACAUAUUCAACAUGAAUGGUCCAGAAUAUUCGAAUAACUGUUCUAAAGUCUAUUUGCUUCUUGCUCACUUGUGAUCCUGACACAUUUUUUUGACCUAAAGUAAACAGCCACGGAAUUAUAACACAGCCACCGAGCAUUUUCAAGGAGCAUUCAAGGAACCCUGAAGGCAACAUGUGCCCCAAAUUGACACCAGAAGAAGAACACAUCAGACUUGUGAUGAUGGACGUUUGUAGACUUACAAUUGCACAAUGCCUUAAUGUAACUUCCCUAUCCAAUGUAGAUGUAGUACUAUUGUUUGUGAAUGUAUUAAAGACUUGGUUCUACUCAUAAGUUCUAGUUGCAGUUGAGGGGGUUCUAUGGGUCCUAUAGGGCUCUUUUUGGUUCCUUAAGAGCUUCAAGAGGGAGGUGAGGAGCUUUCAUGGAUUUUUAAGAGGUUCUGUGAUCCUUUAAUGAACUGUAGCGGUCAUUCUGGGGUGUAUUGUGGUCGGUGAGGAGGUUUUUGUCUCUAUUAUAGGGGUUAUCAAAUACGUUCUAUUGGUCAACGGAGAUUAUAGAUCUUACAAGGGUUUUGUUGAGGUUUUGGAAACUGAAAUAUGAUCAGUCAAAUUUGCUUAACAGUGUAUUUCACUGUGAGAUAUGGAAACAUUUAUGUUCAUAGUUAAUAUUAGGUUACUGUCAAAUUGUCUUUUUGGUAUAAAUGUAAACAAAUGCCUCAAUGAUAAUUUUGUCAAAGGAAAACAUUUAAAAACAGUAUGUACUCAUUAUUAGCAGUGCAGUAGUCUGGUCAAUUAUAUUCAAUUGAUUUAGUUAUAUUAUUAUAGCUAUAUAGCCCAAGGAGAUACAAUAAAUAAAAAAUGUAAACUCUUAACAAACUAAAAUUUUUCUGUGGAAUGAAUAAAGGUAAUCCAACCAGGGAGGUUUCAGGUUUUUCACAACAUGUUUAUUUUUUAGCACCAUAAAAAGUCAGUUAAGGUUGUCCAGUGUAUUCGCUCUCAUUCUGUCUUUCCUUUGGGAUGGAGCGUUGAUGGUGGAGAUUCAGGAAAGGAUUGGAGAAAGCCGGUGUUUGGAGAUAUAAGCGAGAGGGCUGUAAUGGCUACAACAGCACCCGGCAGCCAGCAGGUGUCAUUCACUUGCUGGCAGAGGUGAAGGUGAAGCAUCCUCUCUGGUGGAACUGCAUGUCCCUGAUACGACGCAUGGACUGGAUCUGGGGCUGGAAGGCGCAGAAGUCGUUGUAGUGUCUGUAGUCACCACACUCAAACAGGUACUGGUAGCCUCUGUAUCCAGGGUACUGGUAGCCCACCCACCUGAGAGACAUGGAGCGAGUGGGGAGAGUUAAUACUGACUCACUGUAAAAGGUAUCUAAUUCUCUAAAAGUUUUGUAAUUUAACAUGACUCACUUGUAACAUUAAUAUCAUUUCUAUCCUAUUGUGUUAGUAUACAAUGUUUAUAUGGUGUUUUUAUAUAUAUAUAUAUAUUAUUAUUAUUGCUAAAACUUAAUGAUGUGAUGACAACAUUCAUUUCAUAAUACAGGAAUACACUGGAGAUUGUCCUUCAAGCAGAUCUAAUAGGGUGAUUAAUACUCUGUGGGUCCAUUUGGAGGUCAAGAAUUUCAGGCGUUUAACGGUGACUCAAUAGAUUCUUAGAUAAAUUCAACUAGCUGUUAGAAGUAUUCUAGGUUGUUGAAUUGUCAUUUAAAUUUUAGAUAAGAGGUUCUAUUGAUCCUGUAACAUGUUGUAGUUGUCACAUGGAAGGUUCCACUGGUCCCUAUACAUUUCUUUUGGUAUGUGUGGUAUUUUUAUCUAGUGUUGAGAAGGGGAAUUGAGGGGCUCUAGUAAUCUUUUUACCGGAUGUAUAACUAGGAAGGUUCAUGAAUGAUGCUGUAUGGUGCUUUAGAGAGUUUAGAAAUCUAGAGAUUUUAGUCACUGAGAGAUUCCAACAUUCCCAUAAAAAUGUGAGACUUUCGUCAUAAUAAUAUGAGGACAAACAACUAGGCCAAAAAUAUGCAUUUGUCAAAAAGACAAGUUAGCUUUAAGCCUUAUGACAUAUGACAUGUCAUACUAUUGUUUAUGAACAGCUACAUUGUAGUGUAAAGAAGCCUGCAGUUCCCUUCUGAAACUAUGUCUAUGUCUAUUUGCAGUACAGAGCCUCCACCUUAGUUAUAUAUAGAAAAGGAGCCGACAAGGUUUUUCUCCCAGGCUGUAUGAUAAGCCUUUUCUCAUUGUCAUAUUGUUUUAGAAAUGCCUACUGACUCUUGAUCAAAUCUAUUCAUAUUGAAACCCCAGCAGUUAACUACUGAAACGUGAGUCUGAGUCUACUCACGCUCCUCCGGGCACCCUCACGCUGCCCACUCUGUCGCAGAAGCCAUGCGCCCAGAGGGUGGGCACAUCAUCCUCCUGGAUCUCCAUCUUGUUGCCCUUGAAGUCGGAGAGCUCAUACAGGCAGAUCUUGUGCUCCAAGCUGUCCUGUAGGGAUGAAAUGAGGUGUUGGCAAAUUAACAGAUGCUGUUUAAGUAACAUUAACUACACAUGCAUCAGUCAUAUUCCUGUUUUGUUUUUUGCAAUGAAAUGUGGUACAGACUGCUGAUGACAAAUCUUAAUGUCUCAGGUGAUACUUUCACAUUUCAUCUGGCACCCCCUGUCAGCUACCCCUCACUGUUAAUACCCAAACUGAGUUAAACAUUAGACAGAGGAUGAACCCUUUGGAUUUAGUAUUGACCUUUCAACUUUAGUAGUGAGGCUCUAAGAGAGUCUUUGGAGGUGGAACAAUUCACUUCUAAAUUACUGUAUCGAUAGGAUAUCAAAAAAGCUAAAUCUUUGAAUCCAUAAAGAAAAUAAUUAGUAGCUAUAUCAGUGGUUAAAUCUCAGCUUCAUCAAGUCAGUAGCAAGGCUAGAAAUGGAUGGUCUUACUUUUUCUGUUCUUUUAAAGAAAUGUAGUACUCUAUGCUUACAAUAUAGUAAGUGAAGGAUGAGGCUAGUAUAUACACUGUUACACAUACCAUGCGGAUGGGCCUGAGGGACAUGAGGCAGUCACUGCGGUAGGAGUUGCUCCAGGUAUCCCAGCGAGGAUACUCUCCCUUCUCCAGGAUGAACAUCUCCCCACGGAAGUUAGUCUGCUCAAAGGCAACAAAGCUGGAGAAGGGGGGCCGCCGGGCACAGGGGGGGCACAAGGGGGGAGAGGACAGGAGAGAAGAAUUAGAGGAGAGGUAAUAUAAAGUGACUAGAGAAAAUACAUAUAAAGAUAGUAUCAGACUGUGUGUUAUAUCAUGUUUGUCCAAAUGUGUGUCCAUCCACUUACGGGCCGCACUCCACAAUGAUACUACGCACUCUAUCCAAGCCACGGUCACACACGUUCAUGCACUCAUUCUGGACCUCGAUCAUCCUGCCCUGGAAGUUCUCCUGGUCGAACAGCAUGACCUGAGCACAGGAAAUAUUAGAAGUUACAAAAACAGACACAACAGCAAUCAUCAUAUCCUUUGUGAGACCCAUCUGAAUCUUCUCGAUCUAAGUAAUCAGCUAAUUAUGAAUUCUAAUAUCCAUCUGUAAAACCCUAGAAAUAACUGACUUUUGUUUGGCAACAGCACCUGUCACACAGACUGAGAAUGGCAUUAAAGGUGACCUUAUUCUGUCCGAGCAUGAAAAGUAUGCACAAGUCUCUCCAAUAUGUUCAGUUACUAAUGUAUGAGGCAUCAGCAUUAUAAUUUACUCAUGUGCUUUAAUUUUCACCUUUCAGAGUGUUAUUUAGUCCACCAUGUUAAAUUGAGAGCUAGAGUCACUGGUUACUUUGCAGAUUAGGAUUUUACCCACAGAAGUAUGAUGUUAUAUUAUAGGAAUGUCAUAAUAUAUAAAAUAUCACAAACUGAGUGUGUAUAAAUAAGUCUCAUAUUAGCGCCACUGUGGCCAACCACAACAUGAAAAUUCAUAUUCUAUGUUAAUGCAAUCAAAUAAAAAAAGAUAUAUAUAUAGCUGUGUAUUUUCACACAAGGGAUAUUGCUACUGUACUUAUGCUUAGGGAAAGAAUCUGAGUACUUAUUUCAACACUGCUAUUUUCACCAGAUGUAAUCUAAUCCUGAACAAAGUUAAAUAAAACCUUGCACAGAAACAAAUCCCUUUAAAGUAUCUGUCUACUCGAUUCACAAAGACAUUUUUUUUGUCCCAAUUAAAGAGUGGUUGCAAUUAUUAACAUAACUUUUUCUAAAGUUGCCAAAUUAGAAAAACAUUAGCAAUAGGAUAAGAUUUCUAGAAACAGAUUUCUAGAAACAGACUUGUUCAGUUUUUCAAAUGCUGUUAGCACCUCUAAUUGAAUUCCAUGGCAAUAUAAAUAGGGAAAAUCUCAUUGAAUAUCUUAACACCUGAAAAUAUGUUUUCAUUGUAAUUUUGUUGAACUGAACCUGUGACUGAGUAUUCUGUAGAAAUGUUGUGUGUGCGUCUGUCUAACGCAGCUGUGACUCACUCUGAAAGAUCCCAUGCCAGGCUCUCCGGUCUUGGUGGCCUUGCUGGAAGCAGCUGGAGCGGGGGCUCCCUUGUCCUUGGCAUCUGUGCCCUGGCUGGAGGCGGACUUGGCAGUCUGAGACAUGAUUAACCAUGCUUUUGUCGGGGGGGACAAAGACAAGCCCCUCCCUGCUGCUGAGCCGGGGCUUUCAGCAUGGCCCCUUGCCAGGGGAGGCUUUAAAAGGGUGGGGGCGCGUGUCUACUCUCACUCUCACGGCAGGACAUCCCAAGGGCAUCAAAGCAAGACAAGAUGACUCACCAUUGCACCAAGUUCUCCGGCCACUGGAAGAUCAUUGUCUUCGACGAGGAGUGCUUCCAGGGCCGUCGCCAUGAGUUCACCUCCGAGUGCUGCAACGUGAUGGAGUUUGGCUUUGAGACCGUGCGCUCCCUCAGAGUGGAGAGUGGAGCCUGGGUGGGUUAUGAGCACGCCUCCUACCAGGGACAGCAGUUUGUCCUGGAGAGGGGAGAGUACCCCCAGUGUGAUGCUUUCGGCGGUAGCAAUGCCUAUCACAUUGAGAGACUGACCUCCUUCAGACCAAUUGCCUGUGCUAACCACAGAGAGUGUCGUAUGACUAUCUACGAGCGUGAGAACUUCCUGGGCCGCAAGGGUGAGCUUAGCGACGAUUACCCCUCCCUCCAGGCCAUGGGCUGGUGCAACAACGAAGUUGGCUCUCUCAGGAUCCAGUCUGGAGCAUUUGUGUGCUACCAGUACCCUGGCUAUCGUGGAUACCAGUAUAUCAUGGAGUGUGAUCGUCACUGUGGGGAGUACAAACACUUCAGGGAGUUUGGCUCCCACUGCCAGACCCCUCAGAUCCAGUCCAUCCGCCGCAUUCAGCAGUAACAACUUACUCCAAACUCCCCAGACCCCCCCCUUCCCAUCUGACCCUUCACCUUUUACCCCUGCUGCUACCUAGUGCUGAAUAAAAUGUAUUUCUUAAACCCUA